AAAAUUGUGAACAAUAUUAACUAUUCUAAAAAAAACAAAGCGACAAUUAUACCGAAGUGAACAUUCGUCCCCACCUCACAAAUAUAAAUCAUAAUAUCUCAGGAAAUAUAAAUUAGAAAAAUGAAUAACUCGAGUGAAGAUAUGAAUUUAUUUGAAAUAUAGAAAAUCCAAGUCUCCAAUGCACAGUAACAGUAGGCCCUGAGACAAAAAGAAGAAGAUUAACAGCUGCUGACUAUAUAAUCCAAAUGCAAAACUCGAAACUGCUUUGCUUCUGAUCAUCAUCGAUAACAUUCACCCAAUUCUGCCCUCUCAAUUUGUGCUGAAUGCAUAACCAGGUUGCAGUGUCCCUCAAAUCCAAUUAUGCCCUCUUUUCUUCCUACCCAAACUCCCUCCAAAACCCUAAAUCUUAUCCAUCGCCACCCAAGCGCCGUUUCCAUUACUAUUCGGUGUUGAAAUGUAGAGGAAUCGAGAUCCCGCCGGUCACCAAGCAGCGUUUCGCUUCUCUCAGCAUCGGCGGCGGCUCCGUGGACGAUGAGAGGAUUAAAUCCGUUGGAGUUAAGGAAAUCGACGUCGCAACGCUUGGGAAUUUGUGUGUUGAUAUAGUGCUCAGUGUUCCCAAGUUGCCGCCGAAACCCUUAGAUGAACGCAAAGCCUAUAUGGAUGAGUUGUCCAAGUCGCCUCCUGAUAAGAAAUACUGGGAAGCUGGUGGCAAUUGCAAUAUGGCCAUAGCAGCAGCUAGAUUAGGACUUAACGUCGUUACAAUUGGACAUGUUGGGGAUGAAAUCUAUGGUCGUUUCCUCUUUGAUGUACUCCAUGAUGAAGGAAUUGGUAUGGUUGAAAUGAACGAACAGAAAAGUGUUGCGAAUCUGAAAGAUUACGAAACCCUUCUGUGCUGGGUUUUAGUGGACCCCAUGCAAAGGCAUGGUUUUUGCAGCCGUGCAGAUUUCAGUGAGGAACCUGCAUUUAGUUGGAUGAGCACUCUUUCUAUAGAGGCAAAGAUGGCUAUAAGAAGGUCAAAGAUCGUUUUUUGCAAUGGUUAUGGAUUUGAUGAACUUUCGCCUCGUCUACUUGUGUCUGCUCUAGAUUAUGCUGUUGAAGUGGGUACAUCAGUCUUUUUUGACCCUGGGCCACGAGGGAAAUCUCUGAAAACUGGAACGCUCGAAGAACAAAAAGCCCUUGAAAAGUACUUGAGGAUGAGUGAUGUUCUUCUAUUAACUUCUGAAGAGGCUGAAUCAUUGACUGGCAUUGAGGACCCUAUAUUAGCAGGUCAAGAGUUGCUCAAGGAAGGAAGUCGGACUAAGUGGGUGAUUAUUAAAAUGGGUCCAAGAGGUUCUAUAUUGAUCACCCCUUCAAGUAUCUCCUGCGCCCCUGCAUUUAAGGUUGAUGUCAUGGACACUGUUGGAUGUGGAGACAGUUUCGUGGCUGCCAUUGCAUUUGGUUUUAUACACAAAAUGCCUCUGGUCUAUACAUUGACCAUUGCAAAUGCUGUAGGUGCUGCAACUGCUAUGGGUUGUGGUGCUGGUAGAAAUGUCGCUGCACUGAAUCAGGUCAUGGAACUUGUCAAAGGAUCAAACCUCAACGAAGACAACCAGUUCUGGGAGGACUUGCUUAAGGUGCAUUCGGAUGCCGAGAAGAUCACACUGCUCACAAAAGUUGGUGUAAAUGGAAAUAGUAGUCCCGUUCAACCUGCCUCCUUGCAGAAGGUAGUCUCUGAACUGAUACCCAAGCUUGAACGCGCAGAGAGAAAGCAGGUCGGAACAUGUUGAUAUGCAGGAUGGAUUUCUCAUUUGAAACAAGGUGUUGUGUGGAAAUCACAAGGCCUCGGUGUUACACUCUGGACAACCAGCUCAACUGAAAACACUGGGGAUUCAGGGAAUUUUUGCAUCAAAAUAGAGUUAGAUUUUUAUAACUGUGUCUCAUUUUUAACUGUGCAUUUCGAUUAGACCCAUCUUAGUACAGCUUGCUUCCAUAUCAAAUUUCUGAAAUUAAUGGCUAGGGUGUAAUAUGGUGAUUGCAUGAAUUUUAUAUUACCAAUUUAAAUGGAAUGACUUAUUUAUUUCAAA
This is a messenger RNA of Salvia miltiorrhiza (redroot sage), 2063 nucleotides long. Its product is annotated as fructokinase-1. Lineage: Eukaryota; Viridiplantae; Streptophyta; Magnoliopsida; Lamiales; Lamiaceae. The coding region runs from base 324 to 1766 and encodes 480 amino acids. The record is from RefSeq and is a predicted model, not a curated record. The transcript is spliced from 5 exons.